Hylaeus volcanicus is the source of this 8482-nucleotide messenger RNA. RefSeq lists its product as uncharacterized. Gene Ontology annotation, biological process: actin cytoskeleton organization; heart development; muscle structure development. The record is from RefSeq and is a predicted model, not a curated record. Gene Ontology annotation, molecular function: muscle alpha-actinin binding; actin binding. The transcript is spliced from 16 exons. Gene Ontology annotation, cellular component: stress fiber; filamentous actin; adherens junction. NCBI's taxonomy places the organism in Eukaryota, Metazoa, Arthropoda, Insecta, Hymenoptera, Colletidae. The coding region runs from base 334 to 6141 and encodes 1935 amino acids.
GAAUCGGAUGGAAGGAAGGCAGCCAGGCAGGCCCCGCUGGCCGACUGACCGUCCUCGACGUCUGUUAUACCUUUACUCCGGUCUGCGCGUUCUUCAGGAACGUACGUGCCGUUCUCCCUAACCGCGCGACACCGCCUCCUCGCUAAAAGGCAGACGUCAACCGUGACCGACUCGGUGCAACGUGCAUUCUCUGGUUCCGCUAAGAAAUUUUCGUUGGUUCACGAUAAGAGUCAAAGCAGAGGCUGUUCUCUGUUAGUUUGUUGCAUCCUGCGCUUGUUCGAGGAUUCAGUUUUUAUUCGUCGACCCAGGUGAACGGUAUAUAAACCAGUGAUAAUGGCUCAGCUGAUCAGCGUCAAGCUCUCCAGGUUCGAUGGAUCCCCGUGGGGCUUCCGUCUUCAGGGUGGAAAGGACUUUGGCACCCCCCUGGUCGUGCAGAAGGUUAACAGUGGCUCGCCAGCGGAAGCAGCUGGUCUGAAGGCUGGGGACUCGGUCAUCAGGGUGAACAACACCGACAUGUACAACCUGAGGCACAAGGACGCGCAGGAUGUCAUCGUCAGGGCUGGAAAUAAUUUUGAGCUAACUAUACAAAGGGGUGGCGGUACCUGGAAGCCGCACGUGUCCCCGUUGAACUCCACCCUUCCGUCGCCAUCGCCCACCGGCUCCAUUGGUAACAUUGUUCCAGUUACGAAGACAUCCUUGGCAGCCAAGAAGCAAGACGGAUCGCACAUCGGAAGCGGCCACAACUUCAGUCCAAAGCCAUUCCUGAACGGGACCAGCGACGGUUCGAUCAAGUCCAUCGUGAACAAACAGUACAACAGUCCUGUGGGCAUCUACAGCGAGGAAACCAUCGCGGAAACACUCUCUGCGCAGGCGGAAGUCCUGGCUGGAGGUGUUCUCGGGGUGAACUUCAAAAAGAAUGAGAAGAACUACAACGCCGAGAACAGCGAAGUGUUCAAAAUGGUCCAAGAAGCGGACAAAGAGCCAAAGACACCGGAGCCUGUUUCUUCGAGAACAGAGUUUUACUCGUCGGUGAGCCACGCCGUUGGCGGAAGAGCCACCUCGCCGAGAUCACCCACGCCACUGUUUCACGCUCUCCGGGGCGUUGGUGGUCCUGCCUACAAUUCCAAUGAAUGCUCGUCGAAACGUCUGCCGCAAAGACAGGAGUCCUCAUCUCCCUCUUGGGGCCCGUCAACCGUCGUUUGUAGCAACUGCGACCGAGCGAUCGUGGGUGUCUUCGUGAGGAUCAAGGAGAAGAACCUUCACGUGGAGUGCUUCAAAUGCUCUACCUGCGGCACAUCAUUGAAGAACGUUGGUUACUACAACAUCAACAACAAACUAUACUGCGACAUUCACGCGAAAUUGGUCGCCAGGCAAAACGCACCUUCGGGCCUUGUUCCAAUCACCGUGCCACCAGGCGGAAAGGCUCCGGCUAGCACCAUUUCCGCUGCCCUGGUGAACGCACCGUUGUCUCCACCCCUAAGCAAUCACGCUUCGUCGCCCCUACCAUUUUCGGCGUGCAAUCGUACGAGCCCCGAUUACGGAUCCCAGAAUCUUCAGGUGUCGUCCCUGAAUAGGAACGGAUGCAUCACGAACGGCGAAUGCCACUGGGAAUCGAAAACCUUCACGAGCUCGAUCACCAUACAGACGGGUUGCACAGAGCCCACCCGCCUUGGCACAUCGCCCGUCGAUCCACCCAGUUUCCGAUCAGUCCAGGCGCCGUCCAACAAUCUAAUUGGUCCCAAGCCUUUCGGAGGAUCCAGCAACCUGUCUUCGCCUCCGUUGACGAACUCAGGGAGCAACACUCUACCGAGACCCCAGAGCCAAACUGUGACUGAAAACUCGACGGAAACCCACGAAAAGUCCUAUUAUUACGAGCUCAUCGAGGAGACGAAGACCGAGAAGACCGAGCGUCGUCCUAAAUCGGUGAAAGAGAAGAGCCUCAACUGGCCGCCGCCGAAGCCUAUCGAGGAGGUCACGUACCCCACAGCGAGUCCUCUGUACAUCGACCCGAACCCAGUGCUCGAUAAAAGAAGCAGACAGGCGGUGAAGGAGAAGAAGGCCUGCAUCGAGGCCUGCGAGAGGGCCUUGACGAGGAAGAGGUGCGAGAGUGUUGACCUCGAGGUAGAAAGGGCAACUGGACAGUAUUAUCGGUACGACGAGGACCCGAUGGAUCGCGUGAGUUGUCCAGGUCCCGUGUACAGGAAGGUGGAGCUGGUGGAGUCCAGCGACAGACAGUCGAGGAGCGAGAUCACCUCGAGGCCCAGCUCCACCGACAGCGUCAGGAGAUCGUUGACGCCCACCAGGAUCGUUCAACCGGUGCCGAAGCCGUGGACCGCCACCGUCACGACGGGUGGUAGCCUCUACGAGCAGAGCUACGGGGUCGAGCAGCCCAAGGUGUGCAAGAAGUUCCAUCAGAAGGAGAUCUGCCAACGCGAACGGAUAUGCGAGAGGAACCAGCCGUUCAGGGAGGAGCAUCGCUCGUUUCACUCGACGGUCUGUCGACGGGAGCAAACGAUUUGCGACAAGCCACCCCUGCCGGUCCAGCACACGAUCAAGCAGGAGGAGACGAGGGAGGAGGUGACCGAGAUCGAUAAAGAGGUGACAGACUUGAGAUCGGCUGAGGAGAUCGCCGAAGAGGACAGCGACGACAAAGGGAUCGGUGGCGAGCAUGACCUCAUCACCGAGACCACGGAGGAGGACGUCGACGGGAUGCACGUGAAGAAGAAGAUGACCUUCGAGAAGACUGUAGAGAAGAUUCCGUCCCCGGCGCGGCCAAGUACUCCUACGGUGACGGAGGAGACCACAGAGGAAUGCUACACCAGGACGAGCGCCACGCGAGUGGACACGCAAGUCCAAGAGAGGACGGAGGAGACCACGGAGGAGAAGACCGUGGUGGAGUCCGCGGAGGUGGUCACGUCGGCGGUGGACGUCCAGCAGAUGCUGGAGAGGGCCAAGCAGGAAGAGGAGGAGCAGAAACGAGAGGCGGAGGAGGAGGAGAGGCGGAAGCAGGAAGAGGAAGAGAGGAAGAGACGCGAGGAAGAGGAGAAGUGGCAGAGACGGCUCGAAGAGGAACGAAGGAGACAAGAGGAGGAGGAACGUAGCAGCAAGCACGUGACCUUCGACGAAGAGGUCGUGGAGGAAGUUCACGAACAGCCCCUGGGGAGAACCGUCGUUCGCGAGGAGAGGGUCACGGAGGCGGAGGGCGACACUCCUGGAAGCAAGAAGCUCAUCAAGGAGACUUACGAAGAGAUCACGGAAGAAGUGCUGGUCCAGGAGCGCGUCCGGAAGAUGGACAUCGAGGACGAGCGUAGGAAGAGUCUGAGGGAGCAGGUGGAGGUCCACCAGAGCCUCCGGGAACAGCAGGCUCCUAAAGAGCGACGAGUGUGCUCCAAGUACCCUCCGCCUCAGGAGAUCAUGGAGACCAACAAGAAGCACGUUCAGUUCGUCAAGCAAACGGAUAGCGGGCCUAAACCUAUACCCCAUUCCGCCAUUCAGAACUCCACCCCUAAAGAGUGGAAGUCUGAGAUGGUGAACGCUCUCACGACCGCACCUGAUCGACCCUUCACGCCUUGCAGCACGUCUUCCAGCGUGAAAGAAGUGUACACGGAAGAGACUAUAUACUUGGACCACAGAUGUCGACCCAAACCGCCGCCGCAGGACAUCAGGCCCAUCUCCCCGUUCCAACAGGCCCUGAUGAUCGCUCCGGAACGUCCUUACACACCCCUCAGUCGCGAGAUAGGCCCCGAGGACCAGAAGAUCUGCAGUCGUUCGGAUACACCUGUAAUUCAAGGAGAGAGGAUAUGUCCACCCGCUGAUAUUCUCUUUGGAGAGCCUAGACCUAAACCGGCGCCCUCUCCGAAGCCUAGCGGACCUAGACCACUGCCCACUCCGCCGCCAGACUUUCGUCUUCGCGACAGAGACGCCUCGGCGUCGCCGGUGAGGUCUCGACCUCAAACCCCUAGCAAUAAAUGUAUAACGGCUACCUUGAAGAAGCCGGACACCAUACCUUCUUAUCAAAAGCACUUGGUAGCCAUGAGGCGAGGGGCUGUCGAAAGUCAGACGUACCAACCUGCCAGCAGAACGCCAACACCGACUCCAGGGAGGUCCAAAUCCCCGGCUCAAGGACCGCCGGAGCCUCCUUCUUGCUAUGUGAAGGCCCACGCUCCCAGAAUCAGGGACGAUCCUCCUCCCAAGCGGAGCUCCGUGCACUUCCCUACGAAAAAGAGCGUUUCUUACAAAGUGGACGAGGACACGGACGACGGGCAUAAGCACGCCGAGUACGCGGCCACCAAAACGGUGGAUUUCGAUGAGAAACAAACCGACGAUCCAGGUCAGGGUCCGACGGAUGCUAUUCACGCACAGUACCAGGAGAAACGGUGCAUGACCAGCGAAGAGACGAACCAGGGGAAGCAGUCCGUGGUGAAGAAGUCCCUGGAAGUGGUAGAAGAUUUUGAAAGGUGCGAGAAAAGAGCUCCGACGAAGCCGUUACCUGAGCGAGGAGAGAUGAGAGAACAUAAGAGCGUAUGCGCUAUAGGGAGAACCAGCCCAACCUGCAAGCCUUCGCUGCCCUGUCCUAUGGGCUCCCAACCGGAGUUCUCGCCGCAACCGGUGUACAGCAGCUCCACAGAAGUGCGUCACGUCAGCUACGGAGCACCUCCGGCUUCCAAAUCGUGUCCAGACACCGGCGUGACCGUGCUACCUUGCAAGGCUGUCUCCGAUCAGGGUACUAAAGCUGGGGUAGUGGUGGUACCUUGCGAGGGCGUCAAGCCCUGCUGCCAAAGAUCAGGCGUCUGCGUUAUGUCAACCCCCGAUCGGUCCGGUGUGUGCGUCUCACCUUGUUUCGGCAUGCAGACGGGAACCUGUGGUCAACCCUCGGGACGCUGCGGCCGCGAAUCCGCUUGCGACAUCGAGCUACCGUCCAACUGUCCGACUUCCGGAAUUUGCGUGUCACCGUGCGAAGAUGGUUCCGUAUGCGUCGCGCCCUGUAGCAAACCAGGAGGAAUUUGCCCCAAGACGAAAGGACUUCCCUUUCCUCAGAUCCCUUUCCCGUUCGAGGAUACCGAUCCAACUCCAGCUCCAGCUCCAGCUCCAGCUCCAGCUCCAGCUCCAGCUCCUCAAUGCAGAAGCUCCUUCGAGCCUAUCCACAAGCCUCGCACUAACCUGAGUGGGCAGCUCGCGCGAUUGACCGCCAAGACAGGCCAAAAGACCCUCAGCCCCACCGUUCAAUUGUACAAACCCCCAGCUCAAGCUCAAGCUCAAUCUCAGACGCAGAGCAGUUGCGAGACAAGUAGCUACUGCUGCAAGACCCAAAGUUACUGUUCCACCCAAACCCGCUGCCAGUCAGGUAAAUGUUCGACCAACACCCGCUGUCAAUCCGGGAGUCGAUGCGAGACCCAGAAUAACUGCCAGGACGGUGUCCACUGUUCCCCCUCUAGCAAUACCCAGAGUUUAGUAGACCCACCAAAUUUGUCAUCCCACCCGGAUCUAGGUACCGGAGUCGGUGGCCUCGGUGGUCCAGGGUCGAAGAACGGAACAUUCGCCGGCAGCAGCGCGCCUAAACGCGGAAGGGGAGUCCUAAACCAAGCUGGUGGACCGGGAUCUAGGGUACCCCUCUGCGCCCAUUGCAACUCUUACGUCAGGGGGCCCUUCAUCACCGCCUUGGGACAAAUUUGGUGCCCCGACCACUUCGUCUGCGUCAACACCCAAUGCCGUCGACCGCUUCAGGACAUAGGAUUCGUGGAAGAGAAGGGCCAGCUCUAUUGCGAGUACUGUUUCGAACGCUUCAUCGCGCCGUCCUGCAACAAAUGCAACAACAAGAUCAAAGGCGAUUGUUUGACCGCGAUUGGAAAGCAUUUCCACCCUGAAUGCUUCAAAUGUUCGUAUUGCGGCAAGCUCUUCGGCAACAGCCCGUUCUUCCUCGAAGAGGGACUGCCCUACUGUGAAGCUGAUUGGCACGAGCUGUUCACGACCAAGUGUUUCGCGUGCGGAUUCCCAGUCGAAGCUGGAGAUCGUUGGGUAGAGGCCCUGAACAAUAAUUACCACAGUCAAUGUUUCAACUGCACGAUGUGCAAGAAGAACCUCGAGGGCCAGAGCUUCUACGCGAAGGGAGGACGUCCGUUCUGCAAAAAUCAUGCGCGUUAAUGUCCACCCGUCACGACCCUAACGCACGAAAGGAAAAGGGAUAACUGGGAUUCAUGGGAGGGGAGGGGGGAUACCAGAAAAUAGAGGGAAAAACGACAAAAAAAAAAGAAGAAGAAAGUCGCGGACAAGACGCGAAUAUUAGCUUUAAGGGCACGAAUUCUUUCUGCACGAAUUGUACUUUACCGUGAUCAUUUCUUGCUCUUCUUGUAUCGUAUCGGUCGACGACACCGUUACGGAACUAACACAGCGAGACCACUCGCUGAAUUCUAAUCAUAGGACGAUCGACGAACGUAUUUAUUACGAACGAAUACGCUGAUAAAAUACACUGAACGAAUACGCUAAUUCGAUGGAUUUGAUCGUACUUCCUCGAUUAUUUCGCACCGCGGGGUUCAUCGAAGUCGUCAAGGAAGAUCUGUCCUUUCAAGGAUGUUCUAUAAAAAAUUAAUUCGUAAAAUCAAUCGGUAAAGUUUUAUCGAACUUGCUAGUCUUGAUCUAUUCGAGUCGAACUAGAUUCGAAUAUUUAUAAUAAAGAAUUUGGAAGAGGGCAUCUCUAGGACUUCUUCUAUGACGACGGACGGAACGCCACGAAGCGGCGUCGAAUCGAAGCUAAGUCGUCCUCCGACUCAGGCUAUCCGAUAAUUAAUUUCGAGAAACUAGUAGAUAGUUCAGAAAUAAAUGGCAGAUUAACGCGUACUAACACUGAAUAUUCAUAACUCGUUCGAAACAAUGGGGUUCCGAUCGGAAUAGAUUGGUUUUCGCAGGGUUCACAUUCGACGAAGCUGUGGUUUUGAAACGCCAUCUCAUUUACGCCUUUGCGUACGUCGCAAUUUGUUUAACGAAUGUUUACCUUACACGUGUAACGCCACUGGCUUUGUGCAAUAAAGACGUUGAAUAAAACGAAUAAGUUCGGAGUUAGCCAUCGUCUCGGCAAUUUCUCUAAACAUUUCUCUUUCGUUUCUGCCACAAAGAAUCGUAGUCUACCAGCACGGUCUUGCGUAUGAUGCGUACAAAAAUUGACGAAAGCGUGCAACUCGGAGCACCGCCAUUUAUUUUUGAAUUACCUAACGCCUCCGAAGGAAUUGAAACGCAGUCGAAUUAAAAGCCAGUCCUCUAGGGUAAAGGAUGAAAAUCUCAAGGACUUCCGCAGAGUCAGGGAAGCUCCCCUGGGGUGUUGACAUUCCGCGAACCCCAGGGGACCCGAAUACCUCGUAAAAUCGUUGCCGCAGAAAAUUCUGCAACGAUACGACCGACGAGCAUCUCCCCGGGUCGGAUCACGCAAAGGUCAUCCGAGCAAUUAGUAUUACCAGCAUUAUCACAUAUUUCCUGCUCUCAAGGUGGAUCCUGGCGCGUCGUCACGAAAAUGUCGACCCCCCACGAUUCAGAUCGCACUGCGUUUCGACUCGGAGACGUCCUGGUUUUGACGUUCAACAACUGCAGUCCGGGAAGACACUCGGAGGACCGGAAGAAGGUUCUCUGGUACCGAAUAAGCUUCUAGAAGGCCCGGAGCAUGUAGUACGACUGGCCAUUAACUUCUCGACACGUUCACAGUCCUGAAAAAGAAAAAUGACCGUCAAGACUAUCCUGGCCCAUCCACAACUGUGCUUGACCUAGGUCGAGGGACAGUGAGCGUGUUAUUCUUCGGUUUACGCUACCGAGAAGCAAGUAAUGGCGCGCUAUUCGUUUGAAUAAUGGAUUGCCAACGACCCACUUAUUUCGUAAAUGGAGGAACUGGUCUAGAUGAUCGUUAAUUGACGGAUACCUGAUUCGCGAUCGUGGGGGGACACUUGUUACCUUUAUCGAGCCGGGGAGCGGAGCUAGGGAUCCUCGUGCAUGCGAGUCGCGUCGUAAAUCAUCCGCGCGAACCGUUCUUCGAGACAGCAUGGAUCAACUUCCUUCUGUUGUUUAAUCGUUCGACCCGUUUCCCGAUUCAAGGUUCCCAGGACACGCGAGAGGAACCUAACGAAAGCAAAAAGAUCGGCUUCGAGGAUCGAGGGACUCGCACUUGAUAGCAGUUGCCAUAUAAUUUUUAGACAAGGUUACCGAUUUCUGUGCCAUCAUCGCGGGCUCGUGUCAGACAGUAGCUGAAGUAGAAGGACGUUUAAGAAAUAGUUGCGAAAUUUUAGUGCGUAAGGAACCGCGUUUGGUAUCGAUCGGGGGCGUCGAUCUCGAUGCCAGGGGUACCGGGUAUCUCGAAACCCUCGAUACGUCCGCUUGGCGAGCACGAAUGAGCGCGAUUUGUGAUUAUUGUUAAUUGGGUCGACUGCUGGCUGAGCACCGCACGAGCCUCUGUAUCCGUGUUACGUGUUGCUUACAAUAAAAUAAAAUGUUCAUCUAAGAUUCA